CUGGUUUUCAGUGCGUGUGAAUAUCCGUGAAGCGUACGACUUGCACUUUUAGAUUCCCUUCGAACAUCCGCAGUUGUUUCGGAACGAUGGCCGAUAAUGAGGAUCUUUUAGAUUACGAGGAGGAGGAUCAGACCGAGCAAGUAGUGGCCGAGGCCACCGAGCAGCCAAAAAAGGAUGUGAAAGGUACCUAUGUAUCGAUUCACAGUUCUGGAUUUCGCGACUUUCUGCUAAAGCCUGAAAUUUUACGUGCUAUUGUCGACUGUGGUUUUGAGCAUCCUUCUGAAGUACAACACGAAUGUAUUCCCCAAGCUGUGCUCGGUAUGGACAUUUUGUGUCAGGCCAAAUCGGGUAUGGGAAAGACGGCUGUGUUUGUGCUCGCCACACUGCAGCAGUUGGAACCGACGGAAAGCGUUCCGUACGUGUUGGUUAUGUGCCACACACGCGAACUCGCCUUCCAAAUCAGUAAAGAGUACGAACGAUUUUGCAAGUACAUGCCCACCAUCAAGGUGGCCGUGUUUUUCGGCGGGCUGCCAAUCCAGAAGGAUGAGGAAGUGUUAAAAACUACUACACCCCACAUCAUCGUCGGUACACCGGGCCGAGUGUUGGCGUUGAUCCGCAACAAGAAGCUGAACCUGAAAAAUCUCAAGCACUUCAUACUCGACGAAUGUGACAAAAUGCUCGAACAGCUAGAUAUGCGCCGCGAUGUUCAGGAAAUAUUUCGCAACACGCCCCAUGGAAAGCAAGUGAUGAUGUUUUCCGCUACUCUGAGCAAAGAAAUUCGUCCCGUGUGCAAAAAGUUCAUGCAAGAUCCCAUGGAAGUGUACGUCGAUGAUGAAACGAAACUUACCCUGCACGGUCUGCAGCAACAUUACGUGAAAUUGAAGGAAACGGAAAAGAACAAAAAAUUGUUCGAAUUACUCGACGUGCUGGAGUUUAACCAGGUGGUAAUAUUCGUGAAAUCCGUCCAGCGUUGUAUGGCUUUGGCACAGUUGCUGACCGAGCAAAACUUCCCGGCCAUUGGGAUUCAUCGCGGAAUGGUGCAGGAAGAACGUUUGUCACGGUAUCAACAGUUCAAGGAUUUCCAGAAGCGAAUCCUUGUCGCAACGAAUCUCUUUGGCCGAGGGAUGGAUAUCGAACGUGUGAACAUCGUUUUUAACUACGAUAUGCCGGAAGAUUCGGAUACCUAUCUUCAUCGAGUGGCUCGGGCCGGUCGUUUCGGUACCAAGGGUUUGGCUAUUACGUUCAUCUCGGACGAGGCGGAUGCUAAGAUUUUGAACGAUGUUCAGGAUCGGUUUGAUGUGAACAUCAACGAGCUGCCGGACGAAAUUGAUCUCUCCUCAUACAUCGAAGGACGAUAAAAGGGAAUGGCAUGUAUUCUGGGCUUGGUCGCGUUAUCACUACUAACAAAAGUGCAACGUAAUCCUGGGAGAUUGCACAAGAUUUUGAUAUUUAACUUGAGUAUUUUAUAUAUUUUACUUGAGUCAGGACAUUUUAAACGAGAACACGAUUUAAAAACUAAAACAGUGUUAAACAACUACAAACUGACACAUUUUACUCUAACGAUUAACCGUAAUUGAUUUUGUAUUCCCUUUCAUAAUUCGUUAUUCUGCUGAUAUUUUAAUUAUAAGUCUAUUAUUUCAAUAGCCUAAAGCAGAUAUGACCAGUUUGUCAUUAGUUCAAAUAGACGAGAUGAAGAAUAAAUAAAGUUCGG
Molecule: messenger RNA, 1711 nt
Organism: Anopheles moucheti
Lineage: Eukaryota; Metazoa; Arthropoda; Insecta; Diptera; Culicidae
Product: ATP-dependent RNA helicase WM6-like
Exons: 7
Coding region: 87-1358 (423 amino acids)
Biological process (GO): mRNA splicing, via spliceosome; mRNA export from nucleus
Molecular function (GO): RNA binding; RNA helicase activity; ATP binding
Source: RefSeq, a predicted model, not a curated record